CGCAGGCGCGGGGCCGCCCGAGAAGCCCCGCGGCUUAGAUCUCGGCGCCCGGGUCCCGCGGAGAAGAGGGCGGGACCCGGAGUCCGGCGGAGGGCAUUGAGCGCAGGGCUCUGGUGAGGCCGGUGACGUCCGCAGAGGCGGGGUCCGUCGCAGCGCAGAGAUGUCUUUCCUCCAGGACCCAAGUGUCUUCACCAUGGGAAUGUGGUCCAUUGGUGCAGGAGCCCUGGGGGCUGCUGCCUUGGCAUUGUUCCUGGCCAACACAGACAUGUUUCUGUCCAAGCCCAAGAGAGCAGCACUGGAGUAUCUGGAAGAUAUUGACCUGAAAACACUGGAGGAGGAACCAAGGACUUUCAAAGCAAAGGAGCUCUGGGAAAAGAAUGGAGCUGUGAUUAUGGCUGUGCGGAGGCCAGGCUGUUUUCUCUGUAGAGAGGAAGCUAUGGACCUGUCCUCCCUGAAACCCAAGUUGGAUGACCUGGGUGUUCCCCUCUAUGCAGUGGUAAAGGAAAAGGUUGGGACUGAAGUGAAGGACUUUCAGCCUUAUUUCAAGGGAGACAUCUUCCUGGAUGAAAAGAAAAAGUUCUACGGUCCACAAAGGCGCAAGAUGAUGUUUAUGGGAUUUGUCCGUCUGGGUGUGUGGUACAACUUCUUCCGGGCCUGGAAUGGAGGCUUCUCGGGAAACCUAGAAGGCGAAGGCUUCAUCCUCGGGGGAGUUUUUGUGGUGGGACCAGGAAAGCAGGGCAUUCUUCUUGAGCACCGAGAAAAAGAAUUUGGAGACAAAGUAAACCCACUUUCUGUUCUGGAAGCUGCUCGGAAAAUCAAAUCACAGACUCCGGCUUCAGAGAAAAAAUGACCACAUGAAACUGCCCGGCUUAUUAUUGUUUCCAUUGAUGCCCCUGAGAAGUUAGGAAACUCACUUAUUCUACCAUAUUCUUACUAUAGAUUAUUAGCAUAUUUUAAUAUUGUUUUUUGUUUAGGCCUAUUGAAGCAAAAUAGGCCCAAAAUAUGACUGAUAAAAAAUUCCAAGAAACUUGUGAAGAUUAUUUUAGGUAAGACCUGGAAAAGAUGAGGCUUAAAGUUGGCUGGUGCACCUCAUUACAAACAUGUGUGGUGUUUGAGUGCCAUUAUUUGAAAUAAUUUCAUGUCUUGGAAAGUCUAAGAAAAGUUGGAUCUGUGGAUGUAGCUCAGUGGUAGAAUGCUUGUCUAGCAUGUAGGAGGCCCUGGGUUCAAUCCCCACUGCUGAAAAAAAAAAAAAAAAAAAAAAGAAAGGAAAAAGAUCUAGGACAAGUGGAUGAUUGACUUAAAGAUUAGAGAAUGUAAGACUUUUGGUAUAUGUGUUUUCUAUUAAUGGUUUAUUAUAUAAAGUCAAAGUACUACUCAGAGAAAUGAUGUGUUAUGGGAUAGGUUGAUGAAGGUAAAUUUUAAAGUGAAAUCUCUUGUUUAAUUGUUCUCCAUUCUAACCUCAGAGAUUUGUUUUUCUAGGAGUGAUCACCUAAUAAUUAUGCAUCAAGAAUCACCUGCACAAAAUUUUCUGACAAAACCAAUAAUAAAAAUAUUUACCAUAAUGUUGGCUGAAAGUGAAAAAUUGUAGGAGUAUAGAGAGUAAGGGGGGCAGGCUCUAGUUCUAAUAAUCUAAGAGGUUUGAAAAUCAUGUGAAGUAUUCAUCCCAUCAUUCAUACUAUCAUUUGUGGAGGAAUGACUUUGAUGUUUAAAAUUGGUAACCACUUUGAUAUUGGUCUUUUAGUCUAGUUUGGUAAGUAAGGAGGAAAAGGAACGUAAGAUGAAAUAUGACUUAAUACAUUGCUUACGUUUGAAUUUUUUUCUUGUGAGUAAGUACAAGGUCUGCAGAGCCCCAAGGGGAGCACUGAUCCCAGGAGUCUCUACCAAGGCACAAAUGGGCCCAGGAGUAUAAGUAUUGGAAUGGGAAUCAGUAAAAGAGAAUUUACUCAGGGAACCAGCCCAACCUGGAGGAAGGGAGUGAAGUCUGUCAUCUAGGAAAGCAAGAAUAGAGACUGAGGCUGAGAGGCAAGCUGGGGAAGUAGAAGAGUGAAGACUGAGGACACAGCAGGGCAUGUGACUCAGGACCAAGAUGAGGUUUUGGGUCUGACUUUAGGUGGAUGGCAGUGCAGAGUGUGCACUGAUCUAUGUUGGGCUGGGUUUCUGCAGUCUUCGAGGCAGCACCCUUAAGUGUCUACACAGGGUCGAUGCAGUGACUUCUUUCCUAGGAGCUUGAUCCAUGGGACUCCAGCUCAGAAUGGAGUUCUUUGAUGCCCAGAGGAGACUUAACUCUGAAACAGUUCCCUUGCACCUGAAGAAGAGCAAAGCCCAAGAGCAUGCACCAAUGGAUGCAAAAGUAGAAAACUUAUUGUGAUCUCUUUCACCAGCUGUUUUCUCCUGGGUCCUCACAUGCCUUGUAGUCUCUCACCUGUUAGUGUGGCAUCCUGGAAAGAGCACUAGAUUGAGUCAAGGUGGGUUCAAUUUCUAGUUUACUGUGACCUUAAAAUCAAAGCACUGGCCCAGGCACCCUCAUUGGUAUAAAGUGGGCAUAAAAAUUCCUGCCUGCUCUUCAGAGCUAUUUAUUAGAAAUCAUCGAAGGAGCCAGGCAUGGUGGCACACACCUGUAAUCCCAGCCACUCAGGAGACUGAGGCAGGAGGAUUGCAAGUUCAAAGCCAGCCUCAACAAUUUAGUGAGGCCCUAGGCAAUUUGGGGAGACCCUAUCUCAAAAAAUAAAAAAGGUUGGCGAUGUGUCUUAGUGGUUAUGAACCCCUGUGUUCAGUCCCUAGUACCAAAAAAAUCAUUAAAGGAAUGAUAAAUAUUAUAAGAUAGUGCUUCUUCAACCUUAAUGUACAUGACUACAGAUCUCAUUGAAAUGGAGACUGUUGAAAAAGGUGGACACUGAAGCAGUAAAGACUGAUUUUAUUCUCUA
Messenger RNA from Sciurus carolinensis (gray squirrel), 2924 nucleotides. It is a transcript of the gene Prxl2a, whose product is annotated as peroxiredoxin like 2A. The transcript has 6 exons. Bases 161 to 850 code for a protein of 229 amino acids. The record is from RefSeq and is a predicted model, not a curated record. Lineage: Eukaryota; Metazoa; Chordata; Mammalia; Rodentia; Sciuridae.